Molecule: messenger RNA, 402 nt
Organism: Echinostoma caproni
Lineage: Eukaryota; Metazoa; Platyhelminthes; Trematoda; Plagiorchiida; Echinostomatidae
Source: the annotation of a GenBank genome assembly
CCACGUUGCUAUGCGGUCGUGUCACGUGACCAGGCGGAUGAAGUAAUGCAUGUGCUUUCAAAGGAAGCCGAUCUAGUAGGCUGUCCGCUGUUUUUAGCUCCUCGUGGAGAACAGAUUCGAUUAUUGGACGGGGCUAACACCAUUCCCUCCGCCGACAAUUUGUCUACUAUGUGGCAAACACUCGCGCCGGACACAACCCAAUAUCGGUUGUCCAAUAUUGCUCUCAGUCUGGCCGCAGUACACUUGUGGAUGCGUCACCGAGGUGGUAUCACACCAGACACUGUGGAUUGUUGUUUGGCAGAUGAGGCAUUAUGUUUGAAUUGUGAAAAGCUCAGUAAUCCCUGUGAGAUUCUUAUUCGUGGGUUCGAAUCCCAUCCACAUACUUGUUGUGAAUGUUGGUAA